This is a messenger RNA of Cylindrotheca closterium, 1098 nucleotides long. NCBI's taxonomy places the organism in Eukaryota, Bacillariophyta, Bacillariophyceae, Bacillariales, Bacillariaceae. The record is from the annotation of a GenBank genome assembly.
AUGAAAUUCCAUCUAAUAACUUCGCUAGUUGCUUUAGAAAUCUUGAAUCUGAUUCCGUACUGCCAUGCUUUAUGGGUGCAGUCAUUGAAGAAUCCUCAGUCCGCUAGCAGUACUGCUGGUGGUGCUGGCAUGGCAGCGCUCCCACGACUAUUAUCUUUGACACCAUCAGCAUCACGAACCUCAGUGUCACGAUAUUCCAGUUCUUUAAGACCACGAUCCCCUUUUAGUUCCUCCUCAGCCCUGUACGCAGACAAAAACGAUAGUCGCAUCUUCAAGGCAGGUGGUGGGGUUCCUCAGACCCCAAGUGGUGAAUUGAGACUUUUCGAUCCGGGUGAACAAGGCAUGAAGGGAGGCACUUUGGAUUUGGCAGAGAGAUUGAAAAAGGGUGUUAGCUAUCACAAAGCCAAAGAAAGUGAGAAUGGAAACCAAAACUCGCCACAAGUGAAACAUGAAUUCAGCCUCUUUGAUCCGGCAAAAGAAGGAAUGAGGGGCGGAAGUGCAUCUGAUUUUGCCGAACGACUCGAUGGUGGAGCGAAUUUUCAACCGGAACAGGAACAACAAGCCAUAGAGCAACCAAAGAUGGAAGUGCCCCAGACCAAUGGUGCAGUUUCUAGUCCCCCAAAGCCAGUAGUAACAGCAGCAAAGGCCACCACCACCAGCACAAAGGUUUCAGCACCUGCCCGACAAGAAGCAGCAGCAGCAAACGGUCGACGUGCCAGUUGGCCUUUUCAACCCUUGCUGUCCUCUUCCACCCCAGCAUAUCCGAACGUAGGAGUAGGCCGGGGACGAGCAGCCGCCAUUCGAAAGCAAAAUCAAGAACGCAUCAACAAGAAUUCCUCCGUUGUGCGUCCCAACACGACCACUGUGGUGCCAACAUCACGUCCAGCCAGCAAUUAUGCACCCGUUGGUUACUCACCCGCCGCUACUGUUAUUAAUGCUACUCCCAAGGCUACUGUAGUUCCAAAUGGAAGCGCAGUAGUGGCUGAUACCAAAUCUAAGAAACAAGAAAGAAAGAAGGUUGCCACAGACAAUCACUUUUGGGGGAAGCAAUCCAAUUGGUGGGACAAUCCCUCCGGUGCCAGGUUCGGACAACAAUAA